AUGCUUCCCCUUACUCAAAAAGACACUAGGGUCUCGCGAGGUUCUGUGGGUGGACUUCGUGAAAAAUUUCAAAAUUGGCUUCGACUAAUAUUCGCAGAUAAAAAUUCAAAGAAUUUGUUUCUGUUUCUAUUACUUAACUUAUCUUUUGCAUUUGUGGAGUUGUUUUAUGGUGUAUGGUCGAACAGUUUGGGUUUGAUUUCUGAUGCAUUCCAUAUGUUCUUUGAUUGCACUGGUCUGGUGGCCGGACUUGCUGCAUCAUUAGUAUCCAAAUGGCGAGCCAAUGAACGCUACUCAUAUGGCUAUGCGAGAGCUGAAGUGCUUGCCGGCUUUGUCAAUGGACUGUUUCUUUUGUUUAUUUCAUUUUUCAUAUUAAAAGAAGCCGUUGAAAGGGCCAUUGAACCCCCAGAGGUGAAACAUGAACGUCUGCUCGUGGUGUCCGUAUUGGGUUUCCUUGUCAAUCUAAUCGGUAUAUAUGCCUUUCAUCACGGGCAUGGACACGGCCACGGUGGCCAUGGUCAUUCGCAUGGUGGCCACGGGCAUUCGCAUAACCACAACCACGGACAUUCGCAUGACGACAUCGAAGCUCCGACGGGAGCCGGUUCCGCUAUAAUGCGUGGAGUAUUCCUCCACGUCCUCGCAGACACCCUGGGUUCCGUGGGUGUAAUAAUUUCUGCUAUUUUAAUGCAGAUGUUCGGCUGGAUGCGUGCUGAUCCCAUAUGUUCAAUGGCGAUAGCGCUGCUCAUAGCCGCGAGUGUGUUCCCGUUAGUGUUUGACUCCGGUGCUGUUCUUAUGCAACGGACUCCCGAGUCGCUCGAACGAGCCCUACCCAAUUUGUACACGAGAGUCGUCGGUCUUGCUGGAGUUCAUGCUGUACAGGAUCCACAUUUCUGGACCUUAUGUAGUGAUGUUCACGUUGGUGUUUUGAAGUUGGAAGUGGCGAAGGAGGUGGACCCACGGUACAUCACAGACCAGGCAGCCAGAAUCUUCAGAGAGGCUGGCGUCAAACAUCUAACAGUUCAACUGGACUACUCCCCGCUAUGA
This is a messenger RNA of Danaus chrysippus (African queen), 1041 nucleotides long. Lineage: Eukaryota; Metazoa; Arthropoda; Insecta; Lepidoptera; Nymphalidae. The record is from the annotation of a GenBank genome assembly.